This is a messenger RNA of Batrachochytrium dendrobatidis JAM81, 2804 nucleotides long. RefSeq lists its product as uncharacterized. The record is from RefSeq and is a predicted model, not a curated record. Gene Ontology annotation, molecular function: DNA binding. Lineage: Eukaryota; Fungi; Chytridiomycota; Chytridiomycetes; Rhizophydiales. The transcript is spliced from 2 exons. Bases 1 to 2637 code for a protein of 878 amino acids.
AUGACUCCCUCCAUACCUCCGUACUUGCUACCAGACUACGAUCCUUGCAAGGCCACUAUCAAUGAACUUUGUAGCGUUCUUUCUACCAUGAAUGUUGCUUUGCCUGCUUCUAGACAACUGAAACAAGUCUACAUCGACUUGUUCAACAAGACUGUCACUGCUGAUACAAGACCUCUGCUGGUCGAUAGAGUCUUGUCUGUGCGUCCUUCAGAAGUGGGAAUAACACAGUUGUCUAAAGAUGGCAUUUGUGAGAGACUGCUGGCCACAGACAUUCCUCCUCCUUCCGUCGCUGUCAGAACUCCUGCGAGAGAGGACGAACAACUGCUUGAACCAUUCGAGUUAUCCCCACUACCACUCAAGCACAAGAAUAAACGGUCCAUCACUACCACCACUCCUACAACUGUCAAUCAAACUGCUUUCAAGCAAACUGUGACCUUUGACAAGGAAAACACUCGUCCUCUCCAUGAUUCGACCUUGUCCGAUGAUCACCGCCAAGUGUCAUCAGAAGUGUCUUGCAACAACACCAAGUCCACUAACAAGCUGGCUGCUGCAGUCCAUUCUGCUUCAACUCUUUUACGUAAGAUUUCAAUUCCUCGAAGACGAGGUCAUCUGUCUAGUUCAACCGAUGUCGAUGCCACUCAAGUCGACCUCAAACAAGUGCACACACAGGAUGCAUCAAUCCCCACUGCUGCUGAAACCACUAGUCCUGUGCAAUACAAACGCACUCGCAUUGUUCUUGGCCAUGCAACCGAGGAAGAUCCUGCCAGCAAUGAUCAUACUGACACUCCCACCACUCCCGUCAAGUCUUCCCGUCGUAUUACUCGCACUACUGUUGUUGGCGGAACUUCUCCCGUGGCUGCUGGUGGUUUGACUAGCACUGAUCAUGACUUGACUAAACUUAAAUCCAACGGUUCAACUACCAAGUCUCCUUCAAAAUCCCUUGGCUCAGACACUGAAAUCUCCGCUCGCUCUACUUCCUUGCAGCACACAUCUACCAAACUGCGUGUAUUCAGUAAUCGGACAACACCAUCUCGGUUGUAUGCGUCUUCAAAUAUCCAAAUUCACGACAUGAUGGAUUGCAAUACUGCAAACUUGGACAAUGACUCUCGCACUGUUUCUACUACCAAUGUAUUUGAAACGGGUGACAUGGAGCAGGAUAUCAACACUCCUCUCAAGUACCGUCAAAGCACUACCCAAGGCACUCAUGGAACUAAAUCCGUCAAGGCUACUCAAUCUCCUAAAUCCAAAAAUGCCAACUCUAAUAAUGAUCAUCUCGAAAAAUCUCCCAACAGCACCAUGUCUGCUCCCUCCAGAUCAAAAUUCUAUAUUGAUCCAUUUAUGCCUGGUGUUCGCUCCAAAGUUGGUGGUGCUGCUCAUUCUCAGUUUCUUUCACACUCUAACCAAUCGUCAUUGUUCUCUCCUGAUGCCGUUACUCAAAAUGCAGAGGAUGAUCAAGUGGAAUUCAAGACACGAAAAGUUAGUGAUUUGGCUGCAGAAUGGACUCGCAAGAUCCAGAUGAGUGUUGAGGAAGCAAAGGCAGCAGCUGCCGUUACUACGUCGCUUGCUGCUGCUCAUAAUAGAGGCGCUAAUAAUAUGCUCGCCGCUUCGGCAGAACCUCCUAUUGUUGAAGCGUCCUCUAAACUUCUUUACCCUGAUCUGACUAAUCGAGCCAGUAAUGAUUUGGUUCAAACUAAUGACGCUGCUCAUUUAGAUUCUAAAAAAUCUUUACCCAUCAAAAAGAACCCAUUCCAGAAACACUCAAAAAGUACCUUUGAGCAAUCUUCUAGUCGCAAGUCAAGAAACCCAUUCAAAAGCAUGGAUGCUGAUGAGGAUUGCACUGUUACCGAGAUGGAUGACAGCGUGUCUGAAUGGAGUCAAGCCGACGGUGGCAUAAAUGAUUCAUCACAUCUUGCUUCAGAGGUAUAUGACGAAUCAACCUUGAUUGCCAAAUCAUCAUGGGUUGCACCUUUUUUUGGGGUUCUUUUUGUCGCUGCUAUGACGAUUCUUGUUGGUCUGUAUUGGCGCGAACUGGUCGUGUUGGCCAAGACACCCUUUGAUGAAAAACAUCCCAUUAUGCUUGCCUACGCUUAUGCUUUAAAUAUGUACGCCAAUCCUCAGAUUGCCAUGGAUCAUAUCUAUGAGUUUUUAGAACAAUCCCAUCAUGCCAUAUCUGAAUGGUCUAGGAUUUCUUAUUUGCAUGCAGUCUAUGCAUAUGCUUUGCUUCGUCAAUACAUGCUCGAGCUGAUGGAUACUGUUCUCACUAGUUACGGACACGUGCGGCCCAUUUUUAUAUCAUACGCACAUACCACUAGCGCCUCAGUCUUUGCCGUGUAUGCCGAUCUGCAAAAAACUGUACUAGCACACUAUACAUCAUCCAAAGAAACAUUGGUACCGAAUCUAUUGAUUAUUUGGCAAAUUAUUGUCGACCGACAGAUUGCGUUUGUCCACGAGUGUGCUACAUACUGUAUGACUAUUUAUACAUCAAUGAGCAUGACACUUGUGCGUAAUACCAUUGAUGCUAUUAUGAGUGCUGUUGACGCAGCUGCACAUCGUGUGGCCGAGUGGAGUCAACCCAUUCUAGAUCCACUCAUGGCCAAGGUGCAUGUCUUUUUGAAAAGCACUGAAACUGGUGCAUAAAACUGUGUUUGAAUGUGCUCGUUUUUAUGGCAUGCUGGGUGGAUAGAUCAGAGCUUGGAUGAUACCUUUUUAUGCUUGAUAGAUUCUAUUUAUUACAUUUUAAUGGUCUUUGUUUUGAUCUUUUAUAGUUUUGCAAUGAAUUUGAAGCUGUUUUGGGGGCUUUACAU